Molecule: messenger RNA, 2096 nt
Organism: Trichoderma asperellum CBS 433.97
Lineage: Eukaryota; Fungi; Ascomycota; Sordariomycetes; Hypocreales; Hypocreaceae
Biological process (GO): carbohydrate metabolic process
Molecular function (GO): hydrolase activity, hydrolyzing O-glycosyl compounds
Source: RefSeq, a predicted model, not a curated record
GCUCGGAGAGAAGGAGUAGAAGAUGCACUCGACGUGAUUGCAAACUGGGAAAUUGUUUUGAUUGAAAGAGACUCCAAUAGCAUAACGCAUAAUAUCAUUUCUUCGCCAUGCCAUUGGUUCGCAAUCCCAUCCUGCCGGGAUUUAAUGCCGACCCUUCUAUAGUGAGGGUUGGUGCGGAUUACUAUAUUGCUACAUCGACAUUUGAGUGGUAUCCCGGUGUGCAGAUACACCAUUCCAAGGAUUUGGCGAACUGGGAGCUCGUAGUGCGUCCCUUGACCCGCCGAAACCAGAUCGAUUUGCGCGGCGAGCCAGAUAGCUGCGGAGUUUGGGCUCCCUGCUUGACGCAUGAUGGCGAUAAGUUUUGGCUUGUCUAUACCGAUGUGAAGCGCAAGGAUGGCUCGUUCAAAGAUACGCACAAUUAUAUCGUAACGGCGCCUACGAUUGAAGGUCCCUGGUCUGAUCCUAUCUACGCCAAUUCAUCUGGGUUCGACCCCUCCCUCUUUCACGAUGGAGACGGCCGCAAAUGGUUUGUCAACAUGACCUGGGACCAUCGAGCAAGACCGAAUACCUUUUCAGGGAUUGCGCUACAAGAGUUCGAUCCGAUCAAGCGCAAGCUGGUUGGCCCUCGAAAGAUUAUUUUCCACGGUACUGAUUUGGGACUGGUAGAAGGACCGCAUCUAUAUAAGCGAAAUGGAUGGUACUAUCUCUUGACGGCUGAAGGGGGCACUGGAUACGAGCAUGCUGCGACACUUGCCCGAUCAAAAUCUAUUUGGGGUCCUUAUGAACUUCACCCACAAAAUCACAUCAUAUCUUCCAAGGACACUCCAUUUGCGGCUCUACAAAGAGCUGGCCAUGCCGACCUUGUAGAAACACCAGAUGGGAAAUCAUAUCUGGUGCAUCUUGCCGGUCGGCCAAUUGGACAGAAACGAAGAUGCGUGUUGGGGCGAGAGACGGCCAUACAAGAAGCAUACUGGGGCGACGAUGAUUGGUUGUACGUUAAGAAUGGUCCAGUUCCAUCAUUGGUGGUUGAUGUGCCAGGAGUGCGUGAUGAAAACGUCUACUGGGAGGAAAAACGUUAUACAUUCAAAGAUGGGCUUCACAAAGAUUUCCAAUGGUUGCGCACGCCAGAGCCAGAACGCAUAUUCGGCAUCGAAGACGGCAAGCUUGUGCUUACAGGAAGAGAAUCCAUCGGCUCUUGGUUUGAACAGUCACUCGUAGCUCGAAGACAGACGCAUUUCUCUUUCGAUGCUGAAACAGUCAUUGAAUUUUUACCCGAGGAUGAACGUCAAUUCGCCGGCUUGACGUUGUACUACUGUCGAUACAAUUUCUUCUAUCUCGUUGUGACAUCACACUCGGACGGUCAGCGUGAGCUCCAGAUUAUGAGAUCAGAGGCAUCCUGGCCAGAGGGCAAGCUCACAGAUCGCGGCUCGAGCGCCUAUGCCAUAGCCCUUCCUCAGGAAGGCAAGAUCAAGCUUGCGGCCACCAUUCGUGGGAGCAAAUUACAGUUCUACUAUGCCGUCCUCGUGGACAAGGGCGAGCAGGAAGCGCUAAAAAGCUUUGGGCCUGUUUUAGAUGCCUCAAUUGUCUCAGACGAGUGUGGUGGCCAUCAGGCACAUGGCAGCUUCACGGGAUCUUUCGUCGGCGUGGCCUGUUCGGACUUGAAUGGAACGGAGAAGAAAGCCACGUUUGACUAUUUCUUGUAUCGUCCUGCGAACGAUGAAACAGACCGGUAUAGCAUAUAGAAAAAAGAAAAUCCUAUGGGCUUCCUCAGCAAGGGGAAGCCUCCAGCUUAUCUACUAUUUAAUUAUUUCGAUAGUGGCAUAGUAGAUUAGUAUACAUGGAUCCUUCGACUGUUCUCCCACUUAGCCCGAUCUAUUUUAAUCAGAGUGAACAGAUUAUUCCAACUUACGCAUUCCUUCUUUUCUGGUAAAGCAGAAGAAAUCGGAAUGUUGGCUGAGAUGAAAAUAGGAUUGCAUGCAGGGCUAGAGGAUCAGCGCCUAACUAUUAAUAUCUUGCACCAAGUGCCGAAAGCCAUGUUAGUUCACCAGCAUAAGGACUGGAUUCUUCCAUUUCUUAAAAUAAGCGCGAAUGCCAAG